GGAAGACGGUGGCGUGUGGCCGGUGAAGGUGGUGACGGUGGGCACAGACGGGACGGUUACAGACGUGUCAGACGCUGUGCAGUGCCAGUCCACUGAUGAAGACGUGGUUAAGGUAUCAGACAGGUGUGAUUAUGUCUACGUGAAUGGCAAAGAGAUGAGAGGACGGGUCCGAAUGCUGCUGAACUUCACGUACGGUUACCUGAGGGCCCAGCUGGAGGUCAAGGUCUGGAUUCCCAAACUGCCUCUGCAUAUCGAAGUUUCAGAUACGGAACUCAGUCAGAUAAAAGGCUGGAGGAUUCCCGUAAACAGUAACGCUCAGAGGUCAACGCGGGACAGUGAAGAUGACGAUGAUGAAGAGCGGAGAGGAAAGACAUGUACUCUACAGUACCAGAGGGCCAUGGUGCGUGUGCUCACACACUUUGUGGCUGAAUCCUCAGAGACGCGAGGUCAGGUGGCCCACAUGCUGGGCAGUGAUUGGCAGGUGGACAUUACAGAGUUAGUCUGGGACUUCCUGAAAGUAGAGGAUCCACGGAUCGCCAGGCUAAGAGAGGGACGGGUUUUGGAGGGCAAGGACACAGGCAUGACCAGCAUUCAGGUUCUGUCCCCAUUGUCAGACUCCAUCCUGGCAGAGAAGACGGUGAGGGUUGUGGAUGAUCGAGUGACCAUCACUGAACUGGGCCUGCAGUUGGUCAGUGGGCUCUCACUCAGCCUGCAGCUCAGCACAGGAAGUAACCGAGCCAUCAGCGCCACGGCAACCACACAGGAAGUGCUCAGCAAUCCUAAACAGGAGGCGCUGAUCAGUGCAUGGCUGCAGUUCAGUGAUGGCUCCAUGGCUCCUCUGGACCUGUACAACCCAGAGCAUUUUGUUUUGACUGCUACUUCUCUGGAUGAGGAUGUGGUGUCCGUACGGCAAGAUGCUGCAGGCCGGUGGCCGGUCAUUUCUGCCCAUGCUGAGGGUCAAGGUCUGCUGGUGCAUGUGGAAAUGACGGUAUCUGAAGUGUGUCAGAAAUUUAAGCGUCGGAGCAUCCUGGCAGCUGGAAACUGCAACAUCCGUGUGAAGUUUGGUCGUAGCGAAAGCGCCUUGAGACCCGGCGACUUCGGCCAGGAUGGAGAUGACAUGAACAACAGACCAGGAGACCGCAGACAGAACCCAUCUCUCCCGGAUAGGACAGGAAUGGACAACCACUACUAUGGAAGCUCCAUCUCAGACAUGGAGGACAGUAUCAUGAGAAGAAUCACCACCACAACCAAAACGGCAAUCAUCAGAAGACCAGGUGGAGAUAAGCUCUCAGAUGAUGGGAGCCAGUUGCCCGGCAUUCCCAUUGACUUCUCAGACUUCCCCGCUCAAGUGGACCUUCCCCGAGGACAUAACGUGGAUGAGGACGACCUUCAAAUACCUCAUGGACUUACCGACCUUGAAAUUGGGAUGUACGCUUUGUUAGGCGUCUUCUGUUUGGCUAUUCUGGUUUUCCUCAUCAAUUGCAUCUCAUAUACUCUCAAGUACCGGCACAAGGAGAUGUCGAUUGAGGGCCAGGAGAGCUUGAACCACGCCCAUGACUGGGUGUGGUUGGGAAAUGACGCCGAAUUUCUGGAGAGCCAUGUAAGUUUGUCUCCGCAGACCGAUGAGCACAUCACCAUUAUGGACUCCAGCUUAGGAGGGUUAGAAGAAGGAAGCCACCUUCUCAACGGCGGUUCUUUGCAGAAGAACGUUCAAGGCCAGGUGCACCGAGGAGCCGAAACCACUACCGUCUGCACCGGGAAAGACAGCAAAGGUGAUUCACCAACGACCAAAAGGAAACGUGUGAAGUUUACCACAUUCACCACCAUCCCAGUGGAAAGCGUUAGUCCGGCUAAGGAAAAUCUGGGAGUAGGUCCUGACAAUGACAUUAAGUGGGUAUGUCAGGAUGUUGAGCUUGGUGACUCCAAGGAACUACGAAACUACAUGGAGCGGCUAAACGACAGUGCUUUAAAUAAAGUGGCGUAGUCGAAUCAAUGUGUGCGAACUGAACUCACCCUUUUGCCUUUGUAAUAGAGACGAGUACGAGCCAGGGAACAACUGCUACAUAAACCUUACUGAACACAAAACAUCAGCCAUUACAUAACAAAGGACGUCUAGCGUUCUUUUGGUUUGACAUGCCAGUGGUAGGACAAUGCAAACAGCAGACAAAAUAUGACAUUUUAACAAGAUGAAUCAAAUCAUUUUUGUAUGUUCAUUUAUAUUAUGUUCUCUAUUCUCUUCAUUUAUUUUUAAAUAAUUUUAUUUUAGCACCUUUUGUAGUU
Cyprinus carpio (common carp) is the source of this 2280-nucleotide messenger RNA. Its product is annotated as transmembrane protein 132C-like. The transcript has 5 exons. The record is from RefSeq and is a predicted model, not a curated record. Bases 155 to 1984 code for a protein of 609 amino acids. Lineage: Eukaryota; Metazoa; Chordata; Actinopteri; Cypriniformes; Cyprinidae.